This is a messenger RNA of Propithecus coquereli (Coquerel's sifaka), 6419 nucleotides long. It is a transcript of the gene NIN, whose product is annotated as ninein (GSK3B interacting protein). Gene Ontology annotation, molecular function: calcium ion binding. Gene Ontology annotation, biological process: microtubule anchoring at centrosome. The coding region runs from base 212 to 6376 and encodes 2054 amino acids. Gene Ontology annotation, cellular component: centrosome. NCBI's taxonomy places the organism in Eukaryota, Metazoa, Chordata, Mammalia, Primates, Indriidae. The record is from RefSeq and is a predicted model, not a curated record. The transcript has 29 exons.
AGCUCCGGGUGGCCGCGGCCGAGCCGGCAGCCGAGCGCGCUGGGUGCGGCCGUCCCGCCGCCGCCGCCGCCGAGCCGGGAGUGCGCCAGCGGCCAUGGUUCCCGCGACCGCGCCGGGCGCCUGAGCCCCGGGACGCGAGCACCGGAGGCGGGCGGCCGGCUGCGCGGGCGCUCCGAGAGGCCGACAGAAGGUGAGCGCUGUGGGCUAUGGGAUGGAUGAGGUGGAGCAGGACCAGCAUGAGGCCCGACUCAAGGAGCUGUUUGACAGUUUUGACACGACGGGCACCGGGUCUCUGGGGCAGGAGGAACUCACUGAGCUUUGCCAUGUGUUGAGCUUGGAGGAGGUGGCCCCCGUGCUGCAACAGACGCUACUUCAGGACCACCUGGGCAGGGUACACUUUGAUCAAUUUAAAGAAGCAUUAAUACUUAUCUUGUCUAGAACUCUAUCAAAUGAGGAACACUUUCAAGAACCAGACUGCUCACUAGAAGCUCAGCCCAAAUAUGUCAGAGGUGGGAAGCGUUAUGGACGAAGGUCCUUGCCCGAGUUUCAAGAAUCGGUGGAGGAGUUUGCAGAGGUGACAGUGAUUGAGCCACUGGAUGAAGAAGCGCGGCCUUCACACAUCCCAGCCAGCGAGCGCAGUGAGCACUGGAAGACGCAACACAGUGAGGAGUAUGAAGCGGAAGGCCAGUUAAGGUUUUGGAACCCGGAUGAUUUGAAUGCCUCGCAGAGUGGGUCUGUCCCUCCCCAAGACUGGAUAGAAGAGAAACUGCAAGAAGUCUGUGAAGAUUUGGGGAUCACCCGUGAUGGUCACCUGAACCGAAAGAAGCUGGUCUCCAUCUGUGAGCAGUAUGGUUUGCAGAAUAUUGAUGGAGAGAUGCUUGAAGAAGUAUUCCAUAAUCUUGAUCCCGAUGGUACAAUGAGUGUAGAAGAUUUUUUCUAUGGUUUGUUUAAAAAUGGAAAAUCCCUUACACCAUCAGCAUCUACUCCGUACAGACAACUGAAGAGACACCUCUCCAUGCAGUCUUUCGAUGAGAGUGGACGACGCACCACCACCCCAUUGGCAAUGACGAGUACCACCGGCUUUCGGGUCUUCUCCUGCCUGGACGAUGGGAUGGGCCAUGCGUCUGUGGAGAGAAUACUUGACACCUGGCAGGAAGAGGGCAUCGAGAACAGCCAGGAGAUCCUGAAGGCCUUGGAUUUCAGCCUUGACGGAAACAUCAACUUGACAGAACUGACGCUGGCUCUUGAAAAUGAACUUUUGGUCACCAAGAAUGGCAUCCACCAGGCGGCUCUGGCCAGCUUUAAGGCUGAGAUCCGGCAUUUGCUGGAACGAGUUGAUCAAGUGGUCAGAGAAAAAGAGAAGCUACGGUCAGAUCUGGACAAGGCUGAGAAGCUCAAGUCCUUAAUGGCCUCAGAGGUGGACGAUCACCAUGCGGCCAUAGAGCGGCGGAAUGAGUACAACCUCAGGAAACUGGACGAAGAGUACAAGGAGCGAAUAGCAGCCUUGAAGAAUGAACUGCGAAAAGAGAGAGAGCAGAUCAUGCAACAGAUGGGCAAGCAGCGGUUAGAACUUGAGCAGGAAAUUGAAAAGGCAAAAACAGAAGAGAACUACAUCCGGGACCGCCUUGCCCUCUCUUUAAAGGAAAACAGUCGUCUGGAAAAUGAGCUUCUGGAAAAUGCAGAGAAGUUGGCAGAGUAUGAGAAUCUGACAAACAAACUGCAGAAAAAUUUGGAAAAUGUGUUAGCAGAAAAGUUUGGUGACCUCGACCCCAGCAGUGCUGAAUUCUUUCUGCAAGAAGAGAGGCUGACACAGAUGAGAAAUGAAUACGAGCAGCAGUGCCGGGUAUUACAAGACCAAGUGGAUGAACUCCAGUCUGAGCUGGAAGAAUAUCGUGCACAAGGCAAAGUAUUCAGGCUUCCUCUGAAGAACUCGCUGUCAGAAGAACUUGAUGUUAACAGCGGCGGCAUUGAGGCUGACCAGGGGCUUGGUUCUGAAGAAUGCAAUCCAUUGAACAUGAGCAUCGAGGCAGAGCUCGUCAUCGAACGGAUGAAAGAACAACAUCACAGGGACUUAUGUUGCCUCAGACUGGAGCUGGAAGAUAAAGUGCGCCAUUACGAAAAGCAGCUGGAUGAAACUGUGGUCACCUGUGAAAAGGAGCGGGAGCACAUGAAGCAAAGGCAUGAGAAUGAAAUACACACCUUGGAAAAACAAAUACGUGACCUUAAAAAUGAAAUUGCAGAACUGCAGGGGCAGGCAGUAGUGCUCCAGGACACACACCACGAGACCACCUGCAGGCUCGAGGAGGAGAAAAAACAGCUGCAGAUGAAGUUGGAGGAAGACAAGACUCACCUGCAGGAGAAGCUGAGGCUAGAACAUGAGAAGGAGCUCAAGGUUAGACUGGCGCAGGCGGAGGAAGGCUUUGAGCGGGAGAGGGAGGGACUCCUUCAAAGUAGCACCUGGACAGAUGAGAAGGUGCGAGACUUGACUCAGGAACUAGAGCGAUUUCACCAGGAGCAGCUGGCAGCCCUGGUGGAGAAGCACUCUCUUGAGAAAGAGGAGUUGAGAAAAGAGCUCUUGGAAAAGCACCAAAGGGAACUUCAAGAGGGAAGGGAAAAAAUGGAAACAGAGUGUAAUAGAAGAACCUCUCAAAUAGAAGCCCAGUUUCAGGCUGACUGUCAGAAAGUCACUGAGAGAUGUGAAAGCGCUCUGCAAAGCCUGGAGGGGCGCUACCGCCAAGAGCUGGAGGACCUUAUGGAACAACAACACGAGGAGAAAUCCCAGUGGGAGUUUGAGAAGGACGAGCUCACCCAGGAGUGUGCAGAAGCCCAGGAGCAGCUUAAAGAGACUCUUCAGAGAGAGAAAGCAACUUCUCUGGUCCUGACCCAGGAAAGAGAGAUGCUAGAGAAAACUUACAAAGAACAUUUGAACAGCAUGGUCGUCGAGAGAGAGCAGCUGCUCCAAGACCUGGAAGAUCUAAGAAAUGUGUCUGAGAGCCAGCAAAGCCUACUGUCUGGCCAGAUACUUGAGCUGAAGAGCAGUCACGAAAGAGAACUGAGGGACCGUGAGCAGGUUCUCUGCCAGGCAGGGGCCUCAGAGCAGCUGGCCAGCCAGCAGCUUGAAAGGCUUGAAAUGGAACGUGUCCAGGAAAGGCAGGAAAUGAUGUCCAAGCUUCUGGCCAUGGAGAGCGUCCACAAAGUGACCUGUGAGAAAGCAGAUCGAGAGAGGGCUGAGAUGAGCACAGAAAUCUCCAGGCUUCAGAAUAUAAUCAAGGAAAUGCAUCAGGUGGCAUCUCCUCUCUCCAGACUUCAGAGUGGCUGCCAGGCAGUGGGAGGGGAGGACAUGGAAGGAAAUGGAGCCAUGUCCCUGCUUCAGCAAGGGGAGCAGCUAUUGGAAGAAAAUGGAGAUGUCCUCUUAAGCCUGCAGAGAGCUCAUGAACGAGCAGUGAAGGAAAAUGUGAAAAUGGCUACAGAAAUUUCUAGAUUGCGACAAAGGCUGCAAAUAUUAGAGCCAGGGUCAGUGAUUUCUUCUUGUUUAGAUGAGCCAACUACUGAGUUUUUUGGGAAUUCUGCAGAACAAACAGAGCUGUUGUUACUGCAAAACCAAAUGAAGCAAGUAAAAGGUGCAACCACAAGGCGCAUCCUAAGUGACCUGCAAGACAGUGAGGUCCAGGACCUGAGAAGUACAGGGACGAGCUCUGCUCAGAGACAAGAGGUCAAAAUAGAGGAGUCAGAGGCUUCGAUAGAGAGUUUUUCUGAGCUUGAAAAUAGUGAGGAGACCAGGACCGAAAGCUGGGACCUGAAGAAUCAGAUUAGUCAGCUCCAGGAGCAACUAAUGAUCUUACGCAAAGACUGCGAUCGAGCUUCUGAAAAGAAACAGGAUCUGCUUUUUGACGUUUCUGUGCUAAAAAAGAAGCUAAAGAUGCUUGAGAGAAUCCCUGAGGCUUCUCCCAAGUAUAAGUUGUUAUAUGAAGAUGCUAGUAGAGAAAACGACUGCCUCCAGGAAGAGCUGAGGAUGAUGGAGACACGCUACGAUGAGGCGCUGGAAAAUAACAAAGAGCUCACCGCAGAAGUUUUCAGGCUGCAGGAUGAGCUAAAGAAAGUGGAAGAAGUGACAGAAACGUUCCUUAGCCUGGAAAAGAGUUACGAUGAGGUCAAAACAGAAAAUGAGGAGCUGAAUGUUCUAGUUUUGAGACUGCAGAGAAAGAUUGAGAAGCUGCAGGAAAGAGCAGCCCAAAAAUGUGACUGCUUCUCCUUGUGGGAAGCUCGUUUAGAUAAUCUGGAAGUCGAACCUCAUGAAAAGAUACUUGAACUCAAUCAGACACUGAAAGAGUGUGUGCCCAAAGUUGUGAGUAUACACCAUAUUAUAGAAGAAUGUAAACAAGAAAAGCAGUACCUUGAGCAGGAGAAUACAGGGCUCUUAGAAAAUGGAAAAGCACAUGAAAUUGCCUGGUUACAUGGAACAAUUCAGACACAUCAAGAAAAGCCAAGAGUACAGAAUCAAGUCAUACUGGAGGAAAACACUACUCUCCUAGGCAUUCAAGAGAAACACUUUCAGCGUCAGGCCACGAUAGCAGAGUUAGAACUGGAGAAAAAAAAGCUACAGGAGCUAACUAGAAAGUUGAGGGAGAGAGUCACUACUUUAGUUAAGCAAAAAGAUAUACCUUCUCAAGGAGAGAAGGAAGAAGAGCUGAAGGCAAUGAUGCAUGACUUGCAAAUCACAUGCAGUGAGAUGCAGCAAAAAGUUGAACUUCUGAGAUAUGAAUCUGAAAAGCUUCAAGAGGAAAAUUCUAUUUUGAGAAAUGAAAUUACUACUUUAAAUGAAGAAGAUAGCAUUUCUAACCUGAAAUUAGGGAAAUUCAAUGGAUCUCAGGAAGAAAUGUGGCAAAAAAUAGAAACUAUAAAACAGGAAAAAGCUGCAGUUGAGAAGAUGGUUGAAAAUUUAAAGAAACAGAUUUCGGAAUUAAAAAUCAAAAACCAACAGUUGGAUUUAGAAAAUACAGAACUUAGCCAAAAGAACUCUCAAAAUCAGGAAGAAUUGCAAGAACUUAAUCAACAUCUGACAGAAAUGCUACACCAGAAGGAAGAAGGGCCAGGAAAUAGUACAUGCAAGGAAUGGGAACAAGAAAAGUCUCAUCUGAAAGAAGAACUGGAACACUGUAAAGUGCAGCUGCACAGAUGUCCUGAUCUCUCUGACUUCCAGCACAAAAUUUCUAGUGUUCUAAGCUACAACGAAAAAUUGCUAAAAGAGAAAGAAGCUCUAAGUGAAGAAUUAAAUAGCUGUGUGGAUAAGUCCUCUGCUUUAGUGUCUUCUCUGGAGGCGGAACUUUCCGAAGUUAAAAUACAGACCCAUAUUGUGGAACAGGAAAACCUCCUUCUCAAAGACGAACUGGAGAAAAUGAAACAAGUUCAGAAUUUAGAAGAUACCCUGCAGAAGGUAAACCUGCAAAUGUCCCAGAUUAAAUCUGACCUACGAGUGACUCAGCAGGAAAAGGAGGCUUUAAAACAAGAAGUGAUGUCUUUACAUAAGAAACUUCAGAAUGCUGGUGACAAGAACUGGGCCCCAGAAAUAGCCACCCAUCCAUCAGGGUUCCAUAGCCAGCAGAAAAGGCUUUCUUGGGACAAGCUGGAUCAUCUGAUGAAUGAAGAACAGCAGCUGCUUUGCAAAGAGAACGAGAGACUCCAAACCGUGGUACAGAACACCAAAGCAGAACUCACACACUCCCGGGAGAAGGUCCGUCAACUGGAAUCCAACCUUCUUCCUAAGCACCAAAAACAUCUAAACUCAUCAGGUACUGUGAAACUCACAGAGCAAGAAAAGUUGAACUUAAAGAGAGAAUGUGAACAGUUUCAGAAGGAACGAUCUCCUACUAAUAGAAAGGUCAAUCAGAUGAAUUCCCUUGAACGAGAAUUAGAAACAAUUCAUUUGGAAAAUGAAGGCCUGAAAAAGAAACAAGUAAAACUGGAUGAACAGCUCAGGGAGAUGCAGCACCUGAGGUCCACUGUGAUGCUUAGCCCAUCCCCUCACGCUUGGGAUCUGCAGCUGCUCCAGCAGCAGGCCUGCCCGUUGGUGCCCAGGGAGCAGUUUCUGCAGCUUCAACACCAGCUGCUGCAGGCAGAAAGGAUAAACCAGCACCUGCAGGAGGAACUUGAAAACAGGACCUCCGAAACCAACACACCACAGGGAAACCAGGAACAACUGGUAACUGUCAUGGAGGAACGAAUGAUCGAAGUUGAACAGAAACUGAAACUGGUGAAAAGGCUUCUUCAGGAGAAAGUGAAUCAGCUGAAGGAACAAGUGAGCCUCUCUGGUCAUCUCUAUCCACCCACCUCACAUUCCAGUUUUAACUCCAAUUUUACACCGCUUUAUUGCCAUUAACUGUUAACUUGUGCUGUCUAAUAAAGGCAAAUUCUAUUAUAAA